AUGUCCAAGAUUCUCACAGUCUUUGGUGCCACGGGUAACCAGGGCGGCUCAGUCGUCCGCGCCAUACUCAACGACCCCGCUCUUUCCAAAGAGUUCAAGAUUCGCGGCAUCACCCGCGAUGUCACCAAGCCAGCAGCCAAAGAGCUCGCCUCCAAGGGCGUUGAAGUCGUCGCAGCCGACAUGAACACAGCCGAACAAGUAGCCCCAGCAGUGAAAGACGCCCACACCGUCUUCCUCGUAACAAACUACUGGGAAACAAACAGCGGCAACGGCGAAAUUGCUCAAGGAAAAGCCGUAGCCGACGCAUGCAAGACUGCUGGUGUCAAGCAACUCGUUUUUUCGUCGCUGUUGGAUACGAACAAGAUUAGCAAUGGGCGAUUGACGCAUAUUAAGCAUUUUGAGGGCAAGGCUGAGAUUGAAGAGUAUAUUCGUCAGAUUAAUGUUCCUGCUACUUUCGUUCUGCCUGGUUUCUUUGCUUCGAAUUUGUUUGGGUCGAUUCGCAAGAACGAUGAUGGGAGCUUUGCUUGGGCUCUUCCUGGUGAUGGAGAUAAGACUCAGGUUCCUAUCUUUGAUGUUCAGGGCGAUAUGGGCAAAUUCGUCAAGGCUGCUAUCAAGAAUUUCCCUGGUACCAUCAACAAGCGCAUCUUCGCUGCGACAGAUUAUUACACGCCCAACAGGAUCAUGUCCGAGUUCAGCGAAGUCAUUGGCAAGCCAGCUACCUUUAACCAAGUCCCCGCCAACGUGUUCAAGACUUUCCUGCCUCCACCCGUCGCUGAUGAGCUGACUGAGAACAUGAUGCUUUUGGAGGACCCUGGAUACUAUGCUGGAGCUGAUCUGAAGGAGAGCUUGGACAUGUUGGAUGAGAAGCCGAUUACUUGGAAGGAAUUUGUUGAGAAGAACAAGUCUAAAUGGGAGUAG
Molecule: messenger RNA, 918 nt
Organism: Fusarium coffeatum
Lineage: Eukaryota; Fungi; Ascomycota; Sordariomycetes; Hypocreales; Nectriaceae
Exons: 3
Coding region: 1-918 (305 amino acids)
Source: RefSeq, a predicted model, not a curated record